CACGCCGCUGGUAUAAAUUCCCACAGUUCCCGGCGAUCUGCGUCGUGCCAAGGCAGCAAAAUCCAGAAACAUCCGAGCAAGACAGUCACAGUCAGGGAGAGAAGGGAGAGCGUGGAGAAUGGCUUCAAGGGUGGUGGCCUCCAGCAGGAUCCCGCUGGUGCGCGCCAUGGAGAACCUCCUGGCCGCGUCGUCCGGCCCGGCUCUCAGGCCGGCUGCCGUCUCCGUCGGCGUCCGCGGGUACAACGCCGGCGCGCCCCUCCGCAGCCACGACAGGGACGAGGCGCUCGAAGACACCCGCCACGGCGGCCGCGGCGCGCGCGAGCGCGGUGCCUCCGUGCCCAGCUUCUUCUCAGAUGUGUUCCGUGACCCGUUCAGCGCGCCGCAGAGCCUGGGCCGGCUGCUGAACAUGAUGGACGACGUGGCGGCGGCGGGGGCCCCCGUCGGCGCCCGCGCGGCGCCGCUGCGGCUCGGGUGGAACGCCAAGGAGGACGAGGACGCGCUGCGGCUGCGGGUGGACAUGCCGGGGCUGGGGAAGGAGCACGUCAAGGUGUGGGCGGAGCAGAACAGCCUGGUGAUCAAGGGCGAGGGCGAGAAGGAGUCCGAGGAGGAGGACGGCUUCGCCGCGCCGAGGUACAGCGGCCGCCUCGAGCUCACCGGCGACGUGUACCGGAUGGACCAGAUCAAGGCCGAGAUGAAGAACGGCGUGCUCAGGGUGGUCGUGCCCAAGGUCGAGAAGCGCACCGACGUCUACGAGGUCAACGUCGACUAGACACCAGCGUGCCCGAAAGUUUAGCUAGCGCCGUCGAAUAAACCGAAAUGUCACGAGUUUUUUUCUUCUUCUUCUGUUGGUCAUGUCGUGCUGAGGUGCCUGUACGUGUACGAGUAUGAAUCGACCAAACCGUAUGCCCGGUUUUAACUUC
Messenger RNA from Hordeum vulgare subsp. vulgare (domesticated barley), 920 nucleotides. RefSeq names its product 24.1 kDa heat shock protein, mitochondrial-like. The transcript has 2 exons. Bases 119 to 769 code for a protein of 216 amino acids. The record is from RefSeq and is a predicted model, not a curated record. NCBI's taxonomy places the organism in Eukaryota, Viridiplantae, Streptophyta, Magnoliopsida, Poales, Poaceae.